UUUCGUGACACAAGUGAAUAUGGAAAAUCGAGGAUAUCGAGUGCAGGGGAACAACAAUCAGCCGUCCUUUUGGAAGAAAAAUGCGCGAACAGUCCCAGGAAGACCGAGUCCGAAGCAGGAUAAUCGUCCAAAAGUCUCGGCAUCUAGCCUUCCAGCUCCUGGAGGAAAUGGUGGUACUGUAACUGGUAGCAGUACCAGUGCAGCAUCAUUCAGAGAUUUUCAAGAGAGUGUGGAUGAUGCCUGGGACUCGGGUGAUGACGAAUUCUGCAUGGUGUCAGAUGUCAAAAUAUCGAAGAAAGUCAGUCAUUCCGCUGCUAUGAGCGUGAUAAAUAGUCAUCGAAGUAGUGCAAAUGCAGCCAAAGAUAAUCAUGCUGCCAGGGGUCAGGAGAUUAUUCCUGAGGAGAAAAGAACCGAGGCACUUCAGAGACUGGCUGUUCAACCCCUUCACCUGAGGAAUGAUCGAAACAUUCGUGUCAGCACUGGUGACAAUGGGGAAAUUGAUUUUGGUCACUCGCCACAUCGGAGUGCGCAUUUUCCAGGGAGGCCCCAGGCUCUCAAGCAAACACCAACGGCUAAUAAAUUUUUUGUACCGUCCAAGGAGCAGGAUGGCGAGAGCAAAAUUGAUAAAUUUCAAAGCCUCCUCGAGGCGUCACUCCUCAAUCUCGAUGAAUUGAGACAGUUGUCGUGGUCUGGAGUACCAGCUAAAUUGCGAUCUGUCACGUGGAGACUUUUAUCUGAGUAUUUGCCAGCUAGCUCAGAGAGACGUCAGCAAGUGCUCGAACGCAAGCGAUCGGAUUAUCUGAAUUUAGUUAAACAGUACUACGAUGCGGAGAGGGACGAGGGCUUUCAGGAUACAUAUCGACAAAUACACAUUGAUAUUCCCAGAAUGUCACCCCUCAUUUCUCUGUUCCAACAGAAUACAGUGCAGUUGAUAUUUGAGAGGAUACUUUAUAUCUGGGCGAUACGACAUCCAGCGUCUGGUUAUGUACAGGGUAUGAAUGACCUGGUAACGCCAUUUUUUCUCGUGUUCCUCCAAGAAGCUGUGCCAGCAUCAGUCUGGCAGGACAUUGAAAAUUACGAUGUAGCCUCGUUAGACCAGAAACAACGGGAUAUUAUCGAGGCCGACAGUUUCUGGUGUCUCUCAAAGUUCCUCGAUGGCAUACAAGAUAAUUAUAUAUUCGCCCAAUUAGGCAUUCAGCAUAAAGUUAAUCAACUCAAGGAGCUCAUUCAGAGGAUCGAUGCACCUCUCCAUCAGCAUUUACACCAGCAUGGUGUGGAUUAUCUCCAGUUCUCUUUUCGAUGGAUGAAUAAUCUUCUGACUAGGGAAAUACCACUUCACUGUACCAUACGCCUUUGGGAUACGUAUCUCGCUGAGUCUGAUCGUUUCGCUUCUUUUCAAUUGUACGUCUGCGCUGCUUUUCUUCUGAGAUGGAGACGUCAUUUGUUAUCUCAACCCGAUUUCCAAGGACUGAUGUUAAUGCUGCAAAAUUUGCCAACUCAAAAUUGGUCGGACUCUGAAAUAGGAGUGCUAGUUGCUGAAGCCUACAAAUUAAAAUUCACAUUCGCUGAUGCCCCCAAUCACCUGCAGGCAAAUGAUCCUAGAUGACCAACUCCCAAAAUAACGAGGGACCACGAAAAAAUAAAAGCAGUUACAGUGUUGGCAAAGUGAUAGUGCUUCGAUCAACCGUUUCAUUUUUAUAUCUUCCAAUUUUGGAUACUUACCAUAGACAUCAAUGUCUUUAACUUGAUCCCUUCAUUGAUAUUGUUUAUGAUCAUCUCGAUGCCCCUCUUAUAUGACACAUAAAGAUAUAUGAUAGAGGUAAAUAUGAUAUUGUCGUUAUUAUACUAUUGGUAUACAAAUUGAGCAUUAGAAAAUGGUUUUAUAUGACACAUGUGAAAUAUUAUAAAUCUGAUUUAACAAUGUAAUUAUUUCAAAUAUAAUACAAACUGAAACUCA
Fopius arisanus is the source of this 1957-nucleotide messenger RNA. RefSeq names its product TBC1 domain family member 22 (gene Tbc1d22). The transcript is spliced from 3 exons. The record is from RefSeq and is a predicted model, not a curated record. Bases 20 to 1606 code for a protein of 528 amino acids. Gene Ontology annotation, biological process: activation of GTPase activity. Gene Ontology annotation, molecular function: GTPase activator activity. NCBI's taxonomy places the organism in Eukaryota, Metazoa, Arthropoda, Insecta, Hymenoptera, Braconidae.